GUUGGUUGCCAUGGAGCGUUCUCUCUGUUCUCCACCUGUCAGCGGCUGGGAGAAGGUCAACCAGAACAAAAUCUUUGAACUUCUACAUACCGUAUUCUGCACUCUAACAGCAGCCAUGCGUUAUGAACCUGCCAACUCGCACUUCUUUCGCACUGAGAUCCAGUACGAGAAGCUGGCCGAUGCAGUGCGACUUUUGGGAUGUUUUUCCGAUUCUAAGAAAGUUGGUCCAGCAACCGUCUUCCCCUCUAAUGCCCAGCCAUUCCAGCGGUUACUGGAGGAUGAGAUCAUACCUGCAGAAAACGUUUGUCCCACUCUUAAGCACUGCAGCAAGCUGUUCAUCUACCUGUACAAGAUGGCCACAGACUCAUUUGACAGUCGUGCCGAGCAGGUGCCCCCCUGCCUGACUCACGAGACCUCGUUGCCCUCUCCUUGGGGCACGCCAGCAAUCGCCAGGAAGAGGUACCGCUUUCUGCCACCUCUUCCUUUUCUCCCUCUGUCUUUUCCUUUUUUUUCUGUUCUGUGCUCGUCGAGUGAUCAGACCAUUUUUUCCCCAGCUUUGUUAGCGGUGCUGCGCGAGAGCCACCGCACACGCACCGUCUUCCGCAAG
Molecule: messenger RNA, 607 nt
Organism: Sinocyclocheilus grahami
Lineage: Eukaryota; Metazoa; Chordata; Actinopteri; Cypriniformes; Cyprinidae
Product: WD repeat and FYVE domain-containing protein 3-like
Exons: 3
Biological process (GO): aggrephagy
Source: RefSeq, a predicted model, not a curated record